Molecule: messenger RNA, 699 nt
Organism: Paramecium tetraurelia
Lineage: Eukaryota; Ciliophora; Oligohymenophorea; Peniculida; Parameciidae
Exons: 3
Biological process (GO): nucleobase-containing compound metabolic process
Cellular component (GO): cytoplasm
Molecular function (GO): deoxynucleoside kinase activity; ATP binding
Source: RefSeq, a predicted model, not a curated record
AUGAAAUCAAACUAAUACACACUAAUUUCGAUUGAAGGAAACAUUGGGUCUGGAAAAAGCACUUUACUAAAAUUGAUGUAACAAAAAUAUCCAGAUUUACGAUUUAUACCUGAGCCUGUAAAUGAAUGGCAGUGUAUUAAUGGAGAUCCCUCCUUGAAUUUGUUAGGUUCUUUUUAUGAGGACUCUACCAGAUGGGCUUACACAAUGCAGGUGUAUGCCUUUUAUAGCAGAUUGAAACAUUGGAAGGAAGUUCUCUCAGAUCCAAUCAAUCCUGAAGAGAGACAUUUGAUCUUAAGCGAGAGGAGCAUUGAGGCAGAUAAAGAAAUAUUUGCUGUGAAUGGACAUAAAAAUGGUUUAAUAAACAAGUUGGAGUUUGCAUUGUAUGAGAAAUUCUAUGAUUGGUUAUGCGAGGAGGUUUUUGGAAAGAAAAUUUAAAAGCAAAUGAUCAUUUAUUUACAAGUGGAUCCAGAAGUGUGUCACUAACGAAUGCAAAAGCGAGCCAGGGAUGAAGAAAAAAAUACCAUUUCCAAGGAAUAUCUGACAUAAAUCCAUAAUAGACACGAGGAGUGGUUAUUGAGGGAAACCCAUAAAAAUACUUCAAUUUUGGUGUUGAAUGGAGACCAAGAAUUCGAAACUGAUCUAAAGUAGUAAUAGCAGAUGUUUGAGGGCAUUGAUAACUUUUUAAAAGGAAUUUUAUGA